AUGUCGUCUGCUAACCAGGCCCGCAAGGAUGCUAUCCGCGACAACGUUCUUCGUCCAAGUCGAAACGUCCCCUACCCUUCCAAGGACGGCAAACCCAUAUACAUGUCCGAGUUCUUUGGCGAGAGUGUCUUUGGUCUGGCCCAGAUCUCCAAGGCUCUCCCCAAGCCGGCUUAUGCCCAGUUCUUGCGCAAGAUGCGUGGUGGUCAGGCGCUGGACAAAAGCACUGCUGAUGCGAUCGCUCACGCAGUCCGUAUCUGGGCCAUGGACAAGGGCGCGACCCAUUUCACACACUGGUUCCAACCUCAGACUGGGACCACUGCUGAGAAGCACGAUGCUUUCUUGACCCUCAAGACCACUCACGGCCAAGCAGGACUUGAAGAGGUCAAAGCCAUCGACGCCUUCUCUGGCACUCAGCUCCUCCAGGCUGAACCCGACGCAUCGUCCUUCCCCUCUGGUGGCAUGCGAACAACAUUCGAGGCUCGUGGGUACACCGUCUGGGAUACCACUUCGCCCAUGUUUGUCCAGCACGGACCCCACAAGACCACCGUCCUCUAUAUCCCCUCCAUUUUCAUUUCCUACAAUGGUGAUGCUCUGGAUGAAAAGACGGUUCUGCUGCGUUCCACCGAGCAGGUUGCCAAGGCAGCCCUGGCUGUCCUCGCCCUCCUCGAGCCCGUCCCCCAGGGUGUGCCCCCACAGACGAACGUUGUCUACACGACCCUCGGAACUGAGCAGGAAUACUUUUUGGUGGAUCGUGCGCUGUAUGUACUCCGACCAGAUCUCAAGAUUACCGGACGCACUCUUGUUGGUGCUCUGCCUGCGAAGCACCAGCAAAUGGAGGAUCACUACUUUGGUCACAUCCCCUCGCGUGUGCUUGCGACGAUGAGUGAGGCCGAGUUGGAGCUGUACAAGCUUGGAGUACCCAUCAAGACUCGCCACAAUGAGGUCGCACCCCAGCAGUUUGAGUUGGCCCCCAUCUUUGAAGAAACCUCGCUCGCUGUGGACCACAACCUGUUGACGAUGGAUGUCCUCUCUAAGAUUGCGCAUCGCAACAACCUCAAGGUCUUGUUCCACGAGAAGCCAUUCAGAGGUGUCAAUGGGUCUGGAAAGCACUGCAAUUGGUCCCUUUCGACUGGCUCUGGCGAGAACCUCCUCGAUCCCACCAUCAAACCCGAGACCAACUACCGCUUCCUGUUGUUCUUGCUCGCGACUCUGGAUGCUGUCCAACGCCACGGAGGUUUGCUGAGAGCUGGUAUUGCCAGUGCAAGUAACGAACAUCGUCUUGGAGCAAACGAAGCGCCUCCUGCGAUCAUCUCGGCCUUUUUGGGACAGCAUUUGACUGAGGUUCUGGAUUCGAUUGAGGAGUCGCGACCAGUCAAGAACUUUUCGAUGCCCGACAUGAGGACCAUCAAGCUAGGAGGCACUGCGUUAGAUGUGAUGGUCUCGACCCUGCCCGAUAUCUCGCGUGACUUGACGGACCGUAACCGUACCUCGCCCUUUGCUUUCACCGGCAACAAGUUUGAGUUCCGUGCAGUUGGAUCCAAACAGUCGCCCUCGUUCCCCAUGACGCUCUUGAACGCUGCUGUUGCAUCGUCUCUGCAGGAUAUCGCCGAGGCGUUGAGAAAGGCAGCUGGCGACAAGGCCUUCCCCUCGGACGCUGACAAGCUCAAGGUCAUCCGACAGUACAUUGCGUCGACCAAGAGUGUCCGUUUCGAGGGUGACAACUAUUCGGACGACUGGAGGAAGGAGGCGGCCAAGCGUGGACUGCUCAACAUUACCAACUGCCCCGACGCGUUUGACCAGAUUGUGGAGGAGAAGAACUCGACUAUGCUGUGCAAGCUCGGCAUCUUUUCCAAAUCGGAACUCUCGUCGCGUCAUUACAUUUUAAUGGAGCGAUACUCUAAGGAUCUGUUACUCGAGGCCAACACUCUACGCACUAUUCUGGCGCAACAGAUCCUCCCAGCCGCGUUCGAGUACAGAGCUGCGUUGGCGUCGUCGUGUGCUCAGCAGCAGGCGAUCAAGUUAUCGGCGGGACCUGAGCUCAAGACCUUGAACCAGACUACACCCUUGGUCGAGAAACUUCAGGAGUGGAUUGACAAGCUGGAUGAUGCCAUCAUCAAGGUCCAUUUGGCGGCUCAUGACCCCUCGGCUGAGGCUAGGGCUUCUGCGAAGCACUUGUUGCCCACGAUGGAGGGCGCUCGUGAGGUCGCCGAUGAGCUGGAAGAUAUUAUUGCGGACAAGUACUUCCCCCUCCCCAAGAUGGCUGAGCUUCUCUGGUUCUAG
Molecule: messenger RNA, 2280 nt
Organism: Linnemannia hyalina
Lineage: Eukaryota; Fungi; Mortierellomycota; Mortierellomycetes; Mortierellales; Mortierellaceae
Source: the annotation of a GenBank genome assembly